Messenger RNA from Neoarius graeffei (lesser salmon catfish), 1408 nucleotides. RefSeq names its product triosephosphate isomerase 1b (gene tpi1b). The transcript has 7 exons. The record is from RefSeq and is a predicted model, not a curated record. Gene Ontology annotation, biological process: glycerol catabolic process; gluconeogenesis; glyceraldehyde-3-phosphate biosynthetic process. The coding region runs from base 143 to 889 and encodes 248 amino acids. Gene Ontology annotation, cellular component: cytosol. NCBI's taxonomy places the organism in Eukaryota, Metazoa, Chordata, Actinopteri, Siluriformes, Ariidae. Gene Ontology annotation, molecular function: triose-phosphate isomerase activity.
UGUGUGUAGGGGGAGCUGUGCGUUCCUCUAUAUAAACCCAGAGCACCGCCUGCUCACUGCUGUGUCUCUCUCCUUCUGGGGUCACCUUAGAGCUUCACUAGUCACCCAGCAGGCUGUUUUGGUGCUUCAGCUUUCUGCAAUCAUGACUGGCAGGAAAUUUUUCGUCGGUGGAAACUGGAAGAUGAACGGUGAUAAGAAGAGCCUCGGGGAGCUCAUCAACACCCUGAACAGCGCCAAGCUCCACGCUGAUACCGAUGUGGUGUGUGGUGCGCCGUCCAUUUACCUCGACUUUGCCAGGUCCAAGCUCGACGCUAAAAUUGGUGUGGCUGCACAGAACUGCUACAAGGUUGCCAAGGGUGCCUUCACUGGAGAGAUCAGCCCUGCGAUGAUUAAGGACUGUGGCGUGGAGUGGGUGAUUCUGGGACACUCUGAGCGGCGUCAUGUGUUUGGAGAGAGUGAUGAGCUGAUUGGCCAGAAGGUAGCUCAUGCUCUCGAGAGUGGCCUCGGUGUGAUCGCUUGUAUCGGGGAGAAGUUGGACGAGAGAGAGGCUGGCAUCACUGAGAAGGUCGUCUUCGCCCAGACCAAAGCCAUCGCAGAUAACGUUAAGGACUGGAGUAAGGUGGUGCUUGCUUAUGAGCCUGUCUGGGCCAUCGGCACUGGCAAAACCGCAUCGCCACAACAGGCUCAGGAAGUGCACGAUAAACUCAGGCAGUGGAUGAGCACCAACAUUUCUGAGGCUGUCGCCAAGUCUGUUCGGAUCAUCUACGGAGGCUCGGUUACUGGGGCAACCUGCAAGGAGCUGGCAGCCCAGAAAGAUGUGGAUGGCUUCUUGGUGGGUGGGGCUUCACUGAAGCCAGAGUUUGUUGACAUAAUCAAUGCCAAAGCAUAGAAGAAACCUGAACAGUAGCUGAGGAACAACCAGCACCAACCUGGCCCAUUUCACCACCAUCCUAGUCUUAACGUAAAGCACUUCUGCCCCAUUCGAAGUAAAUCUUUAUUCCCCUCCUCUGAGUAUUUGUGCUGCUGUAAUUUCCUUUUAAUUUGUGCAUUUCUCUGUUGUCCUGGGAGAUGAUUUAGGCUUGAUGUUGACUUUCCACACUAAAGAUAAAACUACCUGGAUUAGAGGAAUUGGCACUGGGCUUUUACGCCAUGCCUUUACAUAACCAUGUUUACCAGCUUUUUUUUUGUGUGCGCGCGCAUACACCGUCAAGUUUACGGCAAAGAGCUAAUAACGGCGAUUUAGGAGGCAAUAGGAUUUCCCCUUACUGUACGUUCUGUGACUUCAGUCAAUAAUGCAUCAACUGUUCUCUGGUCACUGUAUCUAGAGGCUGUUCACGAUGUGCCAUAACCAGGCACUAAAAGGUUAAAGCAAGUAAGAGCCUUGUAAUAAAUGUUUGAGUAGAACAAA